Sitophilus oryzae (rice weevil) is the source of this 489-nucleotide messenger RNA. RefSeq lists its product as uncharacterized. The coding region runs from base 1 to 489 and encodes 162 amino acids. The transcript has a single exon. The record is from RefSeq and is a predicted model, not a curated record. NCBI's taxonomy places the organism in Eukaryota, Metazoa, Arthropoda, Insecta, Coleoptera, Curculionidae.
AUGAAUAGGUCUUAUGAUAAGGUCAUAUCAAAACAAAACAAACACAAAACUUAUAACAGCAUAAUUAAAAGCAUCAUUAGUUAUGGUAGUGAAGUAUGGCCUUUGAAAGAAAGAAACCUUAAGUUGCUCGAAGCUACAGAAAUGGAUUUAUGGAGGCGCGCGGCCGGGAAAUCGAAACUGGAUAGAGUAAGAAAUGAAAGAAUUCAGAACAUCAUGGGCGUUAAACACAGAAUAUUAGAAGACAUCAAAAUUAACCAACACAGGUGGUACGGGCACGUACAAAGAAUGGAAGAGAGCAGAAUCCCGAAGAAAAUACUCAAUUGGACACCACAAGGCAAAAGAAAGAGAGGGAGACCCAGAUGGCGUUGGAGAGAAGGAAUAGACGGGGACAUAAGAACAAGAGGAAUAGGCGAAAACCGAGACGAAAACCUCUGGACAGACAGAGACCAAUGGAGACUGGAAAUCAGAAGACGGCGAAGAACUUUAUGA